Micropterus dolomieu (smallmouth bass) is the source of this 1867-nucleotide messenger RNA. RefSeq names its product carbohydrate sulfotransferase 1-like. Gene Ontology annotation, molecular function: keratan sulfotransferase activity; N-acetylglucosamine 6-O-sulfotransferase activity. Bases 404 to 1690 code for a protein of 428 amino acids. The transcript has 3 exons. The record is from RefSeq and is a predicted model, not a curated record. Gene Ontology annotation, cellular component: Golgi membrane. Gene Ontology annotation, biological process: keratan sulfate proteoglycan metabolic process; carbohydrate metabolic process; N-acetylglucosamine metabolic process. NCBI's taxonomy places the organism in Eukaryota, Metazoa, Chordata, Actinopteri, Centrarchiformes, Centrarchidae.
CAACCAAACCGCUUCAACCUUACUCCGGCACUUUUUCUCUUUUUCUCCCUGUGUCUGACGCCAAUCGUUCAACUUAAACCGACUCGCACCACCGUUAUAUGGAAAAUACGGGUCUGUUAGGCGCAUUUAUUCUCUCCUACCCGAGAGGAAGCGCACGGUGGAAAACGUUUUUUGGACGGAAGCAAAGCAGCCGUGAUUCAUGGACGUACAGCGCAUCAUGAGAAUACUACAACUACAAACAAGAUGUUAUUUUUAAAGUAGCCUUCAUCCACACUCUGCUUUGGAGUCAAGAGACACCCUGGUGCAUCCUUUCUUAUGGACCUUCUAGUCUCAUGCAAGGCUUCUGAAGUGACAAUGGGAGGACCUGGCAUGGACCGCUGUGUCUAAAUGAAGUGGUUCAGCCAUGCAAUGUUCCUGGAAGGCAGUGAUUCUGCUGGCCUUGGCCUCCAUUGCCAUCCAGUACACGGCCAUCCGGACACUCACCUCCAAGCCUUUCCAGCUGUGCCCGUUGCCCAGCCCCCAGAACUGUGGUCUAGGGAGCCAGGAGACAGAACCUCCCUUUGAGAGGGGAACAGGAGGUGGUGGAGGCUGUGAGGACUACCCUUACUUUUCCAUCAAUGCCACACGUAAAACACACAUCCUGGUGCUGGCCACCACCCGUAGCGGCUCUUCCUUUGUUGGCCAGCUGCUCAACCAGCACCAGGAGGUAUUCUACCUGUUUGAGCCUCUUUAUCAUGUUCAGACCACACUGAUUCCACGUCUGUCACACAGUCGCAAUGCUGCAGAUCGGCGUGUAAUGCUGGGCGCUAGUCGAGACCUCCUGCGUAGCCUGUACGGUUGUGACCUGUAUUUCCUGGAGAGCUAUAUCAAACCGACGCCCACAAACCACACCACAGAUAAACUGUUCCGUCGUGGUGCCAGCCGAGCAUUGUGUCAGCAACCUGUAUGUGAUGCCUUUGGCCCUGCUGAUGUUAAUGUGGAGGAAGGGGACUGUGUAAAGAAAUGUGCAACUCUAAACAUGACCCUAGCAACAGAGGCAUGCCGUGAAAAGCGGCACGUGGCAAUCAAAAUUGUUCGGGUGCCAGAGAUUGGAGAUCUACGUGCUUUGGUGGAAGACCCUCGUCUGAAUAUCAAAGUGAUUCAACUCGUCAGAGAUCCACGUGGUAUCCUGUCAUCACGGAUUGAGACAUUCAGGGAUACGUAUCGUCUGUGGCGUAUUUGGAGGGCCACGGGGCGAAGACCAUAUAAUCUAGACUUGAGUCAGCUUACAGUUGUCUGUGAGGACUUUCUCAGUUCUGUUUCAACUGGUCUCAACCAUCCCUACUGGCUUAAAGGAAAAUACAUGUUGGUUCGCUAUGAGGAUUUGGCUAGGAAUCCGCUUCUCAAAACAAAGGAGAUCUAUGACUAUCUGGGGCUGCCUUUGGAUAAAAAUGUGGAAGACUGGAUACAUGCAAACACUCGAGGCAGCAAUGAGCCCUCAGCAAAACACAAGUUUGGUACAGUGAGGGAUUCAGCAGCUAAUGCAGAGAGCUGGCGUUUGAAACUGUCUUAUGACAUGGUAGAAUACACGCAGACUGUGUGUCAAAAAGUACUUCACCAGCUGGGAUACAAGGCUGUGAAAUCAGUAGAGGAACUAAAAAAUAUGUCCCUCUCACUGGUACAGGACAAAACUUUUGUACCUUUUUUGUAACAAAGAUAGUUCUCUAAUGACUAUUUUUGAUAUAUUUAUAAUUGUUGCCUUAUAAGUUCCUUAGUUUGUCUGUUUUUUCUGUUUGUUUCUUCAAAUUUGCACUAAACUUUUGAAUGCACCAAGGGAACUAUUAAUGGUUCCCCAAUAUUACAGAACAGCACACUUUAAACACAAAGU